AUGGCGAUGGGAAUUUUCACUUCCAGGCCUAAUUCUCAUCCUUUUGAAGAGAGGAGGGUGCCUUUUACGGAACGAGUGAAAAUAGGACGCUCAGUAGCCAAGAGCAGACCCGCUUCAAAUAAUUGUAUCUUUGACUGUAAAGUGUUGUCGCGAAACCAUGCUAUUUUGUGGUAUGAGGAUGGGAAGGUGAGUGUAUUUUUGCCACUCAUUCAACAGUUGAUGUUUACGUCUUGAAGCUGUGUGCGUUCUUUGAUGAAUUCGUUAGUGUAUAAGGAUAUUAAUGGAUGCCUCUCAAAAUGUAAAUAUACAAGUGUUCAAUCUGGAUUCGUUCCGAAAGUUGCUAGCUACAUACUGUAAUAAUAAAGCGAAUUCUGGUUUCUCCAACCGCCAUUCGCGUAACGUUUCAUUUGACAGUGUUUGAACCGCAGGUGUCCAGUAAGCAAAUUGUGUUAGAAAUGCCCAUUUCCCUUUAGGCCAGGUUUGCAUUUAAGGUCGCAAAUUAAUGUUCAAUUAUUCCGGUAAAUGUCGCGUGAACUCUAGCGCCGGAAACUCAUCUUGUGGUAAAGUAAUUUUCUCACUUGUCACAUAUGACUUGCUUUGCCCUUAUACUUUGAUAAUAUAUUGAUCUUUAAUCUUGUUCCACUAAAGAUAUCCGUUACAAUUUUUGUUUUAUUUAACGUACACUGAUGUUUUUUUUCCUGAGUUUGAGUUGAGAUGAAAUCAGCCACAUAGUUCAAAAUAAGUUUGAUCCGAUCUGACAGGCCCCAAGAUUUAGCGAUUUAUGUGCAAUAUUAUGCAAGCUAUGCUUUUGUGUUUUGGAAUUCGCAAUGUAAUAAACUAUAUUCAUGUGUUAAGAACAUGCCUUCAAUAUAUAAAUUCCUUUAUAACAGUAACUUGUUAGUUGUUUUUGGAUAUUCUUUCAGUUUCGUGAGAGGUUAACCAAGAUUUUAAAUUUCCCCAAUCAUAGUAUAACUUUUCCCUUAUUUGGCAGAAUUCCUCUAUUCCUUCCUACAUAUGAUGUCUGGACCGCAGACAGAAAUGCUGUUGUUAAUUAAAAGUAAAUAAAUUUUAUUUGUUCUACGAUCUGGUGACAGAUUUUUAUCUACAUAUAUGGGAUUGGUAUUUAUUAAUUACACGAUUAAUUAUCCUUGUCAAAUGUGUAAACAGUGGUGAAUUUUAUUAAUGUACAGACUUGGAUCAAAGAUAGCCUUUUCCCACACUCCUGUUAUUAAAUAAGUGAAAGAAUCAGUCCUAAAGAUAAUAACAACUCUUUGUUGAACGAGAUAUGAGCCUUUCAAACUACCUCUGUGUAUAAUCCUGAUGUUUCGAACCUUUUUGGGUAGGGAAGUUGACUCAAAUUAUCAGGAGGUUUGAAAAACUUUGGGAAAAAAUUGCAUUAUUAUUAUUACAUUGUAUUGAUAGUAUUAUUAUCAUUGUUGUUACAGCUUGUGAUUCCAGGGUGCAAAGAAAGUCGGUUUUACAGUUUGCCAUCCGGGCAAGUUGUUGCUAGUAUGUACUAACCCAAGAGUCUUUUACAUAGCCCAAAAAAUUUUUGAUGAGCAUCAUUGAUUACAGUUCUUCUGUAACUUGAAUUUUCCAAAAAUUUUUACUUGCCCUUUGGGCAAGUUAAGAACAGGAUUCACUAGCCCAAUUGCAUUAUCCACUAGCCCAAGGCUAUCAGACACGACUUUCUUUGCGUACUGGAUUCUGUCCUCUAACAUUUUGAAUGGAGAGUUGCCGAAGUUGUUCUUGUUGUUCUUAGAUUUUUGUCUGAAUGGUCAGUGAAGUAACAUGUCUAAUGCUGUUUUUUUCUUUCUGUAGUUCUUCUUACAGGACACAAAAAGCAGUAAUGGCACUUUUGUAAACAAUGUGCGUCUCAGUAAAGGAUCAGAGGAGAGUGAGCCUAAAGAACUCAAAUCUGGUGAUAUUGUACAGUUCGGAGUAGAUGUUGUGGAAAACUCAAAAAAGGGUUAGUGGUAGAGUUGCAAAGUGAUGAUGUCAAAAAUUAAAUUUUUAAAAUUAAUUAUGGGAUUUGUUGGGAUAUUUUGAAGGAACAACAUCUGAAAGGCCUACUUGCCAAAAACUAGCGUUGUUGGGCAAAUUGUUUCGGAGAUACUAGUCCCAUUUUGCGCUGAUUACUCCACACAAAUCCUUCUAAAUUUGACUUGGUUACUAAUGUUAUGAACCGAGUCAAAUUAAGAAGGAUUUUUAUGGAGUCAUCAGAGCAUAACUAGGCUAAUAUCUAAAGACAAUUUGCCCUGGAAUGCUAGUUUUUGGCAAGUAGGCCUUUUGGAUGUUGUUCUUUCAUAGUACCCCCAAAAAUCCUGUAAUUUCACAAAUUUAAUUUUUUAUCAUCUCACACUUUAGUACUCUUUUGGAGAUCUUAUAACCCUGGUCCAGAUGUUCAAAAGUUGGAUGGUGCUAUCCACUGGAUACUUCAUUAUCCACUGCAUAAUACAGUUGGAUUUCCUAUUCUUAACCAUGGGAUAGUGAUUUAUCCUGUUGAUAGUGCUAUCCAACUUCUGAACAACUUGGCCUGGUUGAGAAUCAAAUUUUGAGCACACUUGCAAACUGUGCAACAGGAUUUUUCAAGCACUGGAAAAUUCAGCGAUUUGAGUUUGAUCUUUACGUCACUCUUCAUUAUCAACUUCUCAUUUCCUUAUAUUAUUCUCUUUUUUGGGCCAUGAGGGAAACUGUUUCCAACCAAGGAAACUUGCAUCAUUCAAGUUGUGUGUUAGCUAUGCACUGCACCCAGUAGUUCCAAAUUUUAGUGCCACUAUCGAAUGAAAAGCAUCAGCUGCAAUUAUAGCCGCUGUAUUAGCAGGGUUCGAAAUAUUAUUAUUUCCAGAGAGUCUCCGGAUAUGAUGACUGGCCAAAUUCAUUUUAGCUCGGUCAUGUAUUGUUUCUGGCCGGUCCAAUUUUACAAGAUAAAUAACUCUUAAAACAGGGGCCCAUGGACCAAAACUGGCAUUAUAUAUUUCCAAACAAGUCAUUGCGUAGAGCUUAUAGCACUUCAAAGCACUCAUUUUCAACAGUAAAAAUAAAUUAUCGUACACAUUAAAUUUGUUUGGCACCUCCAAAUAUAAUGAUUUCUCGUGUACGUAUUACGGUGUGAGGUCUUGAUCCUAGAACUCUGUGAGUCAUUCAUGUUACUCCCCAUUACAAGGGAAGAAAAGUUGUAUGCAUCAAGGAAUUGUGAGUGGAAGUGCAUGAACCCCGAUGUCUGUUUCAAUGCGCGAAUAGUAAACAACAGUUCUAGUUCCAUUUCACCCAGGAUAUUAGGUCAAAGUUCCGCAAUACACAGCCACUUGCUACAUACUUAGAACAACUGAAACAACUGAACAGCAUGGAAAUUUUAAUUUAUUUCAUUUUCGAUACGAUCGAAUGUGAGUGGCCAACAUGACCAGCAAGACGAAAGGUCAACUGCUGAACUCUCCAAUCAGUCUGGACAUUGUCCAUUGACUGGCUGUUAUUUCGAGCCCUGGUUAGCCUCUGGACAAAAGCAUUUCAUUGUGGAAAGUGAAGAGUGAGAUGAGGAUAGGAGUGACAAAUCUUUGUUUCAUUUUUGUGGGGCUUGUACCCCAUGUUUCAUGGCCAUUUUCAUUGCUGUUCCCCUCUCAGUACAUAUCAUAACAGUGCUCGUAAACUCAUCCACCCACUAACUUUGAAGAAAAGUAAGAAAGUGCCUGCAGUUCUAGGUGUUGUAAGAUGAAAUGGUACAUGUGCAAUGAGACUGGUCAUGCUAAGGAAUUGUUAUUGCCAUGUUUCAUUUGGAGUUGUUUUCCAAAAUGUUUUGGGCCUGGCCUGUUAUCAGUAGAAUAGUUUAUUACAAGUACGUUGUUUUGUCAUGCCAAAGAGAUUCUAUGCAGAUUUUAUUAUUUUUUUUCAGUAAUAAUAAUAUCAUGUUUUAUAAUAAUAAUAAUUGCUGCCCAUGCAGGGCAAGCUCCCCGUUUUUGUUGUAAGCAUCUGAGAACUUGAUUUGCAGGGAAUUUAGUCUGGAAAUGUGGAAGUUUGUUCACUUAUGUCCAGAAAUGCAUGCAAUGGCGAAACUGGCGAAAAAUCGCCAGCCGCUGGCGAUUUGAAUUGGAUGCCAAAAGUGGCCCCUUGGAGGCUGGCGAUUUUGGCAAAAAUGGCGAUUUUGGCGAAAUUGGCGAUUUUGGCAAAAAUUGCCAUGCAUGCAAUGGCGAAAAUGGCGAAAAAUCACCAGCCUCUGGCAAUUUGAAUUGGAUGCCAAAAGUGGCCCCUGGAGGCUGGCGAUUUUGGCGAAAAAAUGGCGAUUUUUUGGCGAAAUUGGCAAUUUUGGCAAAAAAAUCGCCAUGCAUGCAAUGGUGAAAAUGGUGAAACUGGCGAAAAAUCACCAGCCUCUGGCGAUUUGAAUUGGAUGCCAAAAGUGACCCCUUGGAGGCUGGCGAUUUUGGCGAAAUUGGCAAUUUUGGAAAAAAUCGCCAUGCAUGCAAUGGCGAAAAUGGCGAAACUGGCGAAAAAUCACCAGCCUCUGGCGAUUUGAAUUGGAAAAAGUGACCCCAGGCCGAUUUUGGCGAAAUUGGCAAUUUUGAAAAAAUUGGAUGCAUGCAAAAAUGGCGAAACUGGGAAAAAUCACCAGCCUCUGGCGAUUUGAAUUGGAUGCCAAAAGUGGCCCCUUUGGCGAUUUUGGCGAAAAAAUGGCGAUUUUGGCGAAAUUGGUAAUUUUGGCAAAAAAAAAAUCGCUUGAGGGCUGGCGAUAUGUGGCAAAAUAUUCAAAUUGGAUGCCAAAAGUGGCCCCUUCAAAGUAGAUAACUAAAGAGGUCCUUAUAACUGUGAGGCAACAGUACUAAAAAAAAGUUCAAAUUACUUGCCUAAUAAGAGGCCCCAAUAACUGUGAGGCAACAUUUAUCAAAUACAACUGAAUCAAAUAUAUGACAAAACAGCUUUACCUAACUGUCAAACAACAUUAUUUUAUCAAAUACAACUGAAUCAAAUAUAUCUGAAAACAACAAAUGCAAGUCGUUUCAGUUAAGCUAAUAUGUAUUUGUGCCAUGUACUUCACAGGUUAAGUAAACAUUUCCUUACUUUCGAUGUCGCUUGACUUAGUGAUGUGAUGCGCUGAAAUAUCACACUAGCAUCAUUUGCUUUUGUAUGGUUCAUUCCUUUCAAAGACUUACAAGUCCACUAAUUACUCGAGGAGAGAACUACCAAGUCCUUGAAAUCAUAAUAAUUCCUUGCCAUGGACACUCUAACUUUUGAGGUUCGAUGUAGACCUUAACAAUCCUCACUGGUUACAAUUCUCUUCACAUUGGUUCCAUUAAAUUGUGAGGCAGCCUUAAAUCAAAAGCGAUUGCGAAACGCAUGGUUCCUGGCCAAAAGAUGCUUUCACGAUAACCAGCUAGUGUGUGCCCUUCAUUCUUUUUUGGUUCUCCACUAUACACAUUAUCUUCUUCCGUCGUUUUAAACUCUUCACUUUCUUCUCGCACUUACUUCCUUUGCUCUUUAGAGAAACGGUCCCCUAAAAGUAACGAAAGCCGGAAUGUCCAGCAGCUUGCGUGCACCAUUUUGAAAUGUGUGAUUUCGCUUAUUUCCACUUUAUGUAAACCUGCACGAAAUGUCACUUGUGCCCAAUACUUCACCGCAUUUAUUGAACAUAAACAUUGGAUCAAAGCAAUAACUUGUUUGUCUCUUUCAUAAAACAUAUCCCAUUCAAACUAAUUCUGUAUCUUUUCAUCAACUAAAUAUAUAAAAAGAUAGUGUACGUGUUUGUCUCGUUCUUCAAAAAUGUGUCCCUUUAUUGCUUUAUGAGGUGGGGCCAGAAAUUUAGAAAAUGUAUUUUUUUUUUUUGCGCUGAGACCACCAAACCAAUUCUCAGUACAAUAUGUGUUCCAUUAAAUUGCUAAUGCUAAUGCUCGUCGAAACACGUUACCUGGCCUUUUUACCUUCUAUUUUACCAAUUGCCUGAGAGUCCGUGUGAACGACAUUAAUCGUUUUGCUUACAUAGAGGAGCUAUAAACAUAGAGUGACCACCAAAGUCAGCUGGGAAUGAUGCUAAUCGUUUCUACUUACAUAGAGUAGUUAUCCAAAAUCGACUAUUUCAACAUGGUCGCCCGGCGUCUGUAUAACAACUACUAAACCUUAUCGUUCAUGUUCUGUGAAACUGCAAUGAACCAGCUCGUUUAUAUAUACUUAUGCGAUUGAGCGCCAUUAUAACAAACAGGAUGGAUGUACAAGGCAAUACGGACCAUCUAAUUAUCUGAAUGCGUAGCCAAGAACCAACCUCCUCAUAACAUAUAAUGUUGAACUGUCGCUAUUCAAACAAUGCCUACAAGCCUGGAAAAUUAAGGAUACCUAUCUUGGAUUUUUGGGAAGAAAGUUGCCAUGAACAUUACGAAGAUUACCAUUUACUGAUAAUUGAAUACAACUCGUUGGUCAUUCGAUUUGAAUUGAGCAAGAAAUUAGUUAUAAGUGGUAAUUCCCGACCGAACACUCUUGUGUGGGACGAAUUUCAAAUCACAAGAGGUUAUCAAUUAAAGGUAAAAGCAUUAAAAACAGAUUAAUGACACUUAGUGUCAUUAUUAGUAUACAAUUAUACUAUUGGAAACAUUUUUAUAUUAAUAUGUGGUUAACUAUUUGGCAAUUAAUAGCCAUUUCAAAAGGGACCCUUUGCUAUGUCAUUUCAAUUUGUCUUGACAAAUUAGGUAUUUCAUCGAGUAAUUGCCAUUUCUGCCAAAACACGUUUUAAGAACGAGGCCAACAUGCACUCUAUAUUUUUUUUUUAUUUGUGGUUGAUGAAAAGAUACAGAAUUAGUACACGCCAUUUUCGCCAAAAUCCUCACUUUCCAAAGGGCCCCUUUGCCAUCUCAUUUGAAUUUUUGUUGACAGUUUGGCGAUUUGGUGAUUAAUUGCCAUUUCUGCCAUUUUCACCAAAUACGCCAUUUUCGCCGAAAUCGCCACUUUGCAAAGGGCUCCUUUGCCAUCUCAUUUGAAUUUUUGUUUACAGUUUGGCGAUUUUGGCGAUUAAGCGCCAUUUCUGCCAUUUUCGCCAAAUACGCCAUUUUCGCCGAAAUCGCCACUUUGCAAAGGGCCCCUUUGCCAUCUCAUUUGAAUUUUUGUUUACAGUUUGGCGAUUUUGGCGAUUAAUUGCCAUUUCUGCCAUUUUCGCCAACACGCCAUUUUCGCGAAAUCGCCACUUUCCAAAGGACCCCUUUGCCAUCUCAUUUGAAUUUCUGUUUACAGUUUGGCGAUUUUGGCGAUUAAGCGCCAUUUCUGCCAUUUUCGCCAAAUCGCCAUUUUCGCGAAAUCGCCACUUUGCAAAGGACCCUUUGCCAUCUCAUUUGAAUUUUUGUUUAUAGUUUGGCGAUUUUGGCGAUUAAUUGCCAUUUCUGCCAUUUUCGCCAAAUCGCCAUUUUCGCGAAAUCGCCACUUUGCAAAGGGCCCUUUGCCAUCUCAUUUGAAUUUUUGUUUAUAGUUUGGCGAUUUUGGCGAUUAAUUGCCAUUUCUGCCAUUUUCGCCAAAAUCGCCAUUUUCGCGAAAUCGCCACUUUGCAAAGGACCCUUUGCCAUCUCAUUUGAAUUUUUGUUUAUAGUUUGGCGAUUUUGGCGAUUAAUUGCCAUUUCUGCCAUUUUCGCCAAAUCGCCAUUUUCGCGAAAUCGCCACUUUGCAAAGGGCCCUUUGCCAUCUCAUUUGAAUUUUUGUUUAUAGUUUGGCGAUUUUGGCGAUUAAUUGCCAUUUCUGCCAUUUUAGCCAAAUCGCCAUUUUCGCGAAAUCGCCACUUUCAAAGGGCCCUUUGCCAUCUCAUUUGAAUUUCUGUUUACAGUUUGGCGAUUUUGGCGAUUAAGCUCCAUUUCUGCCAUUUUUAGCCAAAUCGCCAUUUUCGCCGAAAUCGCCACUUUCAAAGGACCCUUUGCCAUCUCAUUUGAAUUUCUGUUUACAGUUGGCGAUUUUGGCGAUUAAGCGCCAUUUCUGCCAUUUUCGCCAAAAUCGCCAUUUUCGCGAAAUCGCCACUUUGCAAAGGACCCUUUGCCAUCUCAUUUGAAUUUUUGUUUAUAGUUUGGCGAUUUUGGCGAUUAAUUGCCAUUUCUGCCAUUUUAAGCCAAAUCGCCAUUUUCGCGAAAUCGCCACUUUGCAAAGGGCCCUUUGCCAUCUCAUUUGAAUUUUUGUUUAUAGUUUGGCGAUUUUGGCGAUUAAUUGCCAUUUCUGCCAUUUUCGCCAAAUCGCCAUUUUUCGCGAAAUUGCCACUUUCAAAGGACCCCUUUGCCAUCUCAUUUGAAUUUCUGUUUACAGUUUGGCGAUUUUGGCGAUUAAGCGCCAUUUCUGCCAUUUUCGCCAAAUACGCCAUUUUCGCCGAAAUUGCCACUUUCCAAAGGGCCCCUUUGCCAUCUCAUUUGAAUUUCUGUUUACAGUUUGGCGAUUUUGGCGAUUAAGCGCCAUUUCUGCCAUUUUCGCCAAAUACGCCAUUUUCGCCGAAAUCGCCACUUUGCAAAGGGCCCCUUUGCCAUCUCAUUUGAAUUUUUGUUUAUAGUUUGGCGAUUUUGGCGAUUAAUUGCCAUUUCUGCCAUUUUCGCCAAUGCGUGCAUUUCUGGACAUAUCUCAGUUUGUUUUGCUGUUUUAGCAGUUCCCAGUCCCUGCCACAUAGCACCCCAAGCAGCAAAGUACAGUGAAAUGGCCGCCAAAAUUUUUUUCGGAGAAUUUUGUGAGCACUAAGAAAGUGAAAGUCUAUGAUUCUUUCUGAACACGCUUUACAAAGGAAUGGCGAUAAACUUGCUAGAGUUUCUUAGCACUAUUGAAUCUGCGACCUCUUGGUGAGACUUUCAUGACUGUUGUGUGUGAGGCUGGCCAUGAGUGCGAGUAGCCAGUGAACAGGCUCUCUAUUUGGGGAAAGGGUGAAAAAAUUGCUCCUCUUGUCGCUUGCAAUUAAAACUUUAAUAAUUUGCUACAGUGCCUUUCAACAUUAUAAAUGAUUAUCAGCCACACCAAGGCUGUGCUCUAAGGAAAAUUGAAGGAAGCCCAGUGCUCUUAAACUGUAAAAUCUAGGGUGCCCAGCAUAUGCUUUGUAUGAAAAAUCUGAGAUUUUCUAGUCACCCAAGGGCAAAAGUUAGGUUUCAGGGGCCACUGGGCUCUGCCGGAGCACGGCCCUGCACAUGCUACAUAUGCAGUACAUACCAAGUGGCUCAUCUUGUUUUUCUCUUACUUGAUAAAACUCCUGCAUCAAUUUACCUUUUUUUUUUUUAAUUUUAGUUACCCAUGGCUGCAUUGUUGCCACUGUCACCCUGUUUCUUCCGGAUGGAAAAGAAGCCACAAAGUAAGUGAAUUUCUCUAAAAUAGCUUGCUCAGUGCAUUAUGCCCAAAAAAAAAAACGAAAUACGACUUUGAAAAAGGGACAAUAAUUUAUUGUUAUUAUUUUUUUUUUCAGAGGGGGAGUGCCAAGAAGCUUGUUUGCUUUGGUAUGUCAUUUUUGAUAAAAAAUAAUAGUAUAAUAAUGACAAUCCAUUUUUUAAUUUAAAAAAAUAUAGAAAAUUCCUGAAAGCAUUAAUACCUUGUAAAUUCCCCAGGGUGCAAAGAAAGUCAUUUUUAAAGCUUGCCAUUCGGGCAAGCUGAAGCUGGCAUGUAUUACCCCAAACAUCAUUUCAACUAGCCCCAAAAACAUUUGAAUGGGCAGAAUUGAUUUUGUAGUUCUUCUAUAAUUUGAAUACCUCAAAAAAAAUUCACUAGCCCAUUGGGCAAGUUAAGAACAAAAUUCAUUAGCCCAAUAGCAAAAUCCACUAGCCCCGGGAUAUCGGACACUACUUUCUUUGCAUGCUGUUCCCAUGUACCUUCAGGUUUUAUCCACAGCCCAAAAUUAAUUUGAGAAUACAUUAUAUUGCCAUUAUAGACUUUGGAAGUAAAUGUCACAUGAUAAGCCUACACUGGAUAUUUUUUGUUUUAAUUAUUGUUGCCUAUAGAAAUAGUAACAGAAUAUUAAUUUUUACCUAUACUGUGCAUUGCCUUGUGGGGUUUUGUAAUGUUUAUGUUGUAGUUAAUUUUUUAUCUCAGGUAAUUUUUAUUUUUCCAUUGUUUUUGGGUAUGGUAAUGUAUGCUAAUGAAUUUAAAACAAAUGAAAAAUAAAAAUUAACUGUAAUAAAAAAUUAACUGCAACAUUUACUACAAUUAAAUUAGUUAUUAAAAGUAGUGCUAAUGUUUUUUUUUGCCCCAAUGAUAUCUUUAAUCAUAAAUAGAUUUUACAAGAGCAAUGUAGUAAUACCAAUGCUAUUAUAAUUAAUUUUUAUCUCAUCAAUAUUCAACACAACUGUUUGAUAGAUCUCACAGUUGCUAAUCACUACUGUUCAUGUGAGGUAUGAGUAAAGCACAUGAUCAACCAUCUUGAGUUUAUAAGAUUUCAUCUCCACCAUUUUGAUAAUAUUUGAUUACUUUCAGUAGAACAUUUCUCCUGAUUUGUUUUGUUUACCCUUGAUUGCUCCUGGAAUUUGGAAUUUUGUAUUAAUAGAACUCUGUGCUAGCUCACAUAACAAGUAAUACCCAUGAUAAUAUUAUUAUUGUUUUAAUAAAUUAGAGGUUAAAAGGUCAUUGGCCUUCCAAGAUAUCAAAUUCGGUGAAAAAGAUGCCAAGAUGUCAGUUUGUUAAGUUAUUGAAACAUGUUUUUUUAGCUUUGAUUGGAAACUCAUCUCUAUAGGUUGUAAAUUUAACAUAGUGAGAUGUCAUUUUGGAUCAUGUGUAAUAAAUUAUUUCAUUAUGUCCAACAAAAAGAAAGGAUGGGAAGCUUUUAUGGCCAAAAUCAGUGUGGCAUUUUGUUGCUGUUGUAUUUUCUUCAAAUAAAGUAACAAAAAAAUGACAACAGUGUCAAACCUUUGUCAAAAUAGGCUUUGAAACUAUCCUGACAGCAAUCUGUUUGGCUAGUGAAAUGAAAUGGCAGGGUUUUCAUAUUAUGUAAACUUGUCUUUUCAUCAGGGCCUCUGAUAUUUCACGCGGUUGCGGAACCGCGAAAUUCAGGUAUUUCCGUGAAAUCCCGCAAAAUUCCCAAAAAAACGCGAAAUACCGCGAAAUCCGCCAGAAAUAUCUCCAAAUACAUGUUGGCAAAACAUAUUUAAUACUUAUCUUGGCUAUUAGACCGGUUUUAUUCACCCCAAACGUCCAAAUUUAGCUUGAAACUUCGUCACCGCAACGAGUAAACAACGUCCCAAAACUACCAGGCGUUUUUAGAUGAACGUUGCGAAAAACUGGGCACUAACUAUAAUGUUAAUAGCUUUAACGCUCAUUUCUCGUCUCGAGCGAACUGUUGUUGAAAGAGUAAAUGAUUAUCCCUGUUAAAAAAACGUUCACCAACGCUGGUCAUAUCGACGCAAAAUUGAUCGAUUUUAGCGAAAUUUGCCAAAGAAAAACCCAGCGAAAUCGGCUGUUUUUUACUGAUUGUUUCUUGGCGAAGUUUCCCCCCCGAAAUUUCCCGUGAAAUCGGCUGAUUUUCCUAAGAAUUUGCCCCUGAAAAUCCUUCUAAAGUUGACUUUUUUCCACCAAAAUCCCACGAAAUGGGCCGAUUUUUCUGCGUAUUUUGACUUUUCUCCUGCGAAAAUCGCCCGAAAUCGGCCGAUUGUUCCGCGAAUUUUGACUUUUUCCCGCGAAAUCGGCCGAUUUUUCUGCGAAUUUGCCCCUGAAAAUCCUGCGAAAUUUUGCCUUUUUUUCCGCGAAAUAUCAGAAGCCCUGUUUCAUAUUAUGCAAUCAGGCAUCAGGGGUGACUAUCACCUACUUAAACAUGAAUAAUACUCAUAAGUAUUGUUUGUUCCAAAACAGAAUGAAAAUGGCAUCCAAGCCCAAGAAAUGUGGCAGUUGUCCCAGUAUCUUCAAGAUGCAUUGUAUAGAGAACAAAUGCUUGAAAAUAAAUUGGCAAACCUUCAACGACUUUUGUCUGACUCGCAGGCAGCAGCAGAAGAGAACAAUCAGGUAAAGAAAUUGUGUAUGACAGGGUUCGCAUGCACCUUGAAAGUCUUUGAAUUUUAAAAUAAAAAUUCAAGGCCUUGAAAGUCUUUGAGAAUUGCAGUCGGUGCUGGCAAGUCCUUGAAUUUUGAUGCUAACUUUAUCCAACCCAAAGGAAAAGGAGCAAACACAGAAAGACCUUCAGGAUAAAUUUGCUCAUGUUGUGGAAGAACUAAAAAUGUCAUAGACUCGAGGCUCUUUUUUGUGCUGAAUGGAGUCCUUAAAAAAUGGAAAAUUUGUCCUUGAAAGUCCUUGAAAAGUCCUUGAAUUUUUUGUUCAAAAAAGGGUGUGAACCCUAGUAUGAUACAUGUACAAUCAUCAUUUUCAGUGUUCACCCCUUGGUUGAUGUUUCUCUAUAAAAAGGGAAACAGAGCAAACAUUCUAAUAUAUUGCUGAAGACUACCAUAACUUUUUUGUCAAUAUUCUACCUAAAUUUAUUUUGACUGUAAUCUCUUUACAGUCUUAUGUGCAGAUUUGCUGUCUUGUUAAUAAUUAUAUAAAUUUUGAGUUUGUUCUCCAUCCAGUGCUUUGCUUGUCUUUUCCACUGAUAAUUAUUUUUGUUUAUGACUGCUGCUGUUUUAGGCAUUUGCCCAAGAGGAUAAAUUACUGUCAAGAUUGGAAACUUUAGAAAACCAGUUAGAAACAUUAACAAAGGUAACAGAAAUUAAUUUCUACUCUGGUGUCCUCUGUUAUUACCUUAAAGUUCCAAAAGAAAUCCCUGGUGCUUAUAUUUUUCAAAGGCCCUUUUUCAGGGGCUUAUUUGUGGGGGGGGCUUACAUCGAAGGGAAAUUUGGGUUUCAAAAUCAGCUAGAGUUAUACUGGGAGAGAGAUUCUUGUCUCAAAAUCGAUUGGGCUAGCUUAUAGUUGAAAGAAAAUUUUAUAUCAGUAAUUUGCAGAAAGUUUUUACUGAAACUCACCUUGAGGGCGUAGAUCUUACUAAAACUCAGCCAUUUAAGUACUUCGUCUAUAUUGAACAAGGAAAUCCAAGCCAAGAACUAAGAGUGAACUACGAGGUCAGCAAUAUCAUGUGACACUUUUUGAUUGCAAUCAUUUGGCACAUGUUAUGGUUCUUUGGCAAUGCAAAAGUUUUUGCUUAGUUUUAUUUUGAAUUUGAGGGCAAUUUCCCAGUACAAGCCUCCGUGGGCUUAUAUUUGGAGGGGCGAUUUAACGGCUCCAGGGUUUUUUGCAUUAUGAGUUUGGAGGACUUAUUUUCGGAAUUUUAAGGUAUAUUAUUUUUGAGACUUAUGGAACAUUCAUUGACCUUGCAAAUCCAACUUUUUUUCUUGUUUGUAUCACAGUAUUUACUUCUGUAAUUUCUCACUUUUGAUGUAUGUUUUGGUUUCUUAAUUCUCAUUGUUACUUUUUCUUAGCAGAAUUUGACUGAAGAUGAUAUAAAAAUGGAACUUCUUGCUCUUCAAGAUGAAAGACAUCACUAUGAAAUGAGGGCAAAGGUAAUGCUGUACCUGUCUUUGUUACACUUACUUUAUAGAGUUCAAUGUUGUACUCUGUAUGUACAGUUGUACGUGUCUCACCUAGGGUGUGUUCGGAAUAAGAAUGUGCAAAAGUUUUGUUUCAAAUCUGUUGUGCCAUAAUUUUUGGACUACUUAAAGGGACACGUUCACGGUUCAGCACAUGCUCAUUAAUAAAAAUGCUGUUUUUCUGCUGGGACAUGCUGUAUCGUCUAUGCAAGCAGUAUGAUCUUGUCAUAAUGUUGUCAAAGAACCAAUAUGCACACUCCCCUGGUAGUCACUUGAUCAACUUGGGUGCAAAUAGCUGUAAAUUAAUCAACCAUGGAAUAAAACCUUCAGGUCAACAGUAAAUUCAAUGUUGGUAGUGUUGGCAUAAUCCACUAAUUUUUUCUGCGAUUUUAGUGCUCCUCCAUCGUACUUCAGGUUACUCUGAAAUGCACUUCUACUUUGAAAUACACCGUGAAAUCGCUGAGACACAUGUGAGUGGGAUUAUUAACCGAUAUAAUUAAUAAUAAAUUGGAAAAAAGUAAUUUAAUUAAUGAGCAUGCGCUGAACCGUGAACCUGUCCCUUUAAACACUACAUACAGAUUUUUAGACAUUACAGUGCAAUAAUGAAUGCCACAAUAAGUGAUUUCUAGAGUUCAUUACAUCUAUUCUUAUUCCAGAAUACAGUCAAUCAAAAUAGCCUUGAGGAAUGUUUGAUAUUAAAUAUGCUUGUGAAAGGUGCAAAAUUUGCAGUGUUACUGCAGGUGGUAUUCUCUCUAAUGAUUUUUCUAUUGCAGGAGUCAUUAAAAAAGGUGUUACAAGAAAAAUUGGAAGCUAUUCAAAGAUUAACAGAAAUAGAGGUUUGUUGAUUUUUCUCUUAUUUCUGCAUGGUCAGCUCCUUUAAGCAUCAAAAUCCAGGUGAUCACCUUAACUGGUUUAUAUUCAUAUUAUAUAUUUUUUUUCUUGCAAUGGAACAGAAGUCCUGUAACAAUGCAGAAGAUGAUUGUCAACAUUAUAAAUCAUUAUAUGAAAGGUCACAACAAGAGCUUACAGACUUGGCAGAAAAACAUAAGCAGGUAAUGAAUAAUGUUUUUUCAUUGUACAUGUAUAAUAGAUUGUCAUCUCAAUUAAGCACUGUAAUAUUAAAUCCAGGCUCAGAUCAGCUGCGUGGCUGUUUUAUGUUAUUAUUAUUACUGUUUGACUGUGACAAUAGACGGAUCGAAACGCACCAAUUAUUACUGAUUACGAGCCUUCAUAGCCAAUAACAUUACAGCUUAACUGACAGACGACCAAUGACAUUGCGACGUAAUUGACCAAUCAGAUCAAUAACCAGAGUAUAAUACCAUCAACUGACGUGAUACAACUCACUUUGACUCUGAAGAUGACUACGGCACAGGUUGUCGAAACGUCAGUCACUGUCAACAACAACAAUCCUAUUCAGGACUAUGUUCACCCAGACGAUCAAACUCAACCUACUUUUGAAAUGAGUCCUGGGUUCAAGCCUUUCACAUUAUUAUUAUUGUUAUUAUUAUUAUUAUUAUUAUCAUUAUUAUUAUUAUUAUCAUCAUUAUUAUUAUUAUUAUUGUUAUUAUUAUUAUUAUUAUUAUUAUUACAUUUCUAUAACUUUUUUGUAGCCACCCUUGGCAGCAAGUUUGUGAGUUAUAAAAGUAUUUUUUUUGUGCUGGGGUGCAGGACUACACUCACCAAAUGGCUAGUAAUUAAUACAGACACUAAGGGGGCCAUAUAAAGUGUCCGUACUAAUGGGGUGUCUGUAUUAAGGUGGCUGAACACAGUUUUGGCAGUUUGUGAGUAUAUAUUAUUUGCCAAAUCAUGGCAAGAGAAAGGUUGCAGCUCACAAGCUGAAACUUGGCAAGUGAAAAAUAUACUGAUGAAAGAUUUUGAUUGACAGGCAAAAUUUGUCAUUUUCGUAGUUUCCAUGGCAACAUGAACGAUUGAAUACAACCUUAAAAUUUCACUUUUGCUCAGUUUACAUAAAAUUCACUCAUUAGAUUUUCCUAUAAACUUGCACACAGCUUACUAUAAUUAAUCAUUACCAUUUGAAACUUAUUUGCCCAAAUUUUAACAGACGGAUUUUUAGAUAAUCAAAAAUAUAAUUGUACUGUAAUUAUCAAAUGUGUCACAAAAAUCGUCUGUUCAACUUCCAUUUUAAAGUUCUCAUUAUUUAAAAUACAAUAAAAGUAAAAAUUCUGCCAAAUAUCACAAAAUUUUAAUGAGUAGAUUUUGAGAAAUUGACUUCUCUGUACCUUUGCUUUUUUCGCCGCCAUGUUUGUUUGUCUAAUUUAACACACACACCGUCACGCGAGUUACCGCUGACCGCCCGCAAAACUGUGUUCAGCCACCUUAAGCAAUUUAAAUUUAGAGAGAAUGUAACAGGGUUUGUACAGGUCAUGGAAAACCUGCAAAGUCAUGGAAUUUGAGAAUUUCAUGUUCCAAACCUGGAAGGUCAUGGAAUUUAGUUAUGGGUCCUGGAAAGUCGUGGAAAAUUAAGUUAAAUUUUGUUUGGUAGAUUAGUUACUGUAGAUGACAAAGCAAGGAUAGUGUAGGAUUAGGAGGAGUAAUAUUAAACACCUCGAACAGCACACAUUUUGUUGGAUCAGAGUUUGUUUCUGUUGAACUGUUUAAGGUGAAAAAAUAUGCUAAAACAAGGAAAACUUUGCAAAUUUUCAAAAGUGACAACUGAAUUUAAGGUCAUGGAAAACUUGAAAAGGUCAUGGAAAAAGCCAUGAAAAGUCAUGGAAUUUGAAAAGCUCAAAAAAGUACGAACCCCGUAUUAAGUGGCUGUCCGUAAAGUAGGAUUUGACUGUCCUUGCAAAACAGUUGUAGUAUUGACCAGUUCCCAUCCCUUACAUGAAUACUUCAGUCUACUGAGAAGUCUCCUUACUUUCUUACUAUCAGCGAUUACAAGAGAUGCAGACACUUCAAGAACAAGUGGAAGAAGCAGAAAGAAGGCACUCAGCUGUUGAAGGACAGGUACAUUUUUGCUGGAGGGUUAUCCGGCUGUUAUCAAAAAUAAUCUUCAUAAUCAUAAAAAUUGUUUGUAUUUUUAGGCUGUUCAAGAUAAACUAGAGUUUGAAUUAAGAGUCAAAGAAGCUCAACUUCGUGAGGCUGCAUUGGCUGCAAAGGUUAGUACAAUGUUAUUAUAUAAGGAUCACUAAUAGUGGCACCGAUAUUGUUAUUGUUGUUUUUGUGCUGAUGUGCAAUCUUUUGUUUAAUGCAGGCAGAGUCAUUGCAAGCCGAGUGUGACUUUACGAAAGAGCAGGUUGCUGCAAUGAAAGGUAAAACCCACCACUAGGAGAAGGAAUGAUACUUAAAAAAUCUUGGUUCUCAGAAGUCAUAAAAAACGUUAAGGGCUGCCAGUGUUGCCCUGUUAGCAUGUUAAUACAUGGUCAACUCUUGCCUUGUGGACACCCCACUAUAACGGACACCCCUAUAAUAUGGACAGCAACUAAAUCACCUGCAAAAAUAUAUUAGAGAUGUUUGACUGAAAUAAACUCCCGCUUUUACAGACUCUCACUAAUGAGGACAGUAACUCAAGGUCCCUACAGUGUCCGCUAUAAAGGGAGUUGACUGUAUUAUGUAAAGAGGGCGCAUCUUGUAGUCCUCUAAUCCAGGACAUUCCAUUCCAUUCCAUUAUCAAGUCUCAAGGUUUUGUUUUGGUGUUCUUAUUUCUGUCUUGGGAGUCUUGAACGUAUUGCCACAAGGUGUCAGAUUCUUAAACAAGGGCUCUAGUGUUAAGCAAGCUGCAGCAGUGCAAACUAGAAUCUCUUAUGAAGAUUGUUUUUUACGCUGUCAAAAUGUUUUGCAUUAGUGGACAGGACAACCACAGUAACAGGCAUCAAAGGAAGGAGUUUGAGUUUGUGUGGUUCAAUUAUUUGAGUUUGGUGAUAAGUAAGUGGCAAAUAUUCCGCUAUGAUAAGCGGGCUGUUGGCUCAGUUUGACUGAAUUGUAAAGCUAAAUUUUUCUUUUACAUCUGUGAUGAAAAGCACAGUUUAUUCUUCCUGUCUCUCGUUGGCAGAAAAUCAAUUAUGUUAGGUUUUUGAUGGUGCUUUCUUCUGUAAUAGAAGCUUCGUUGCUCUUACAUGUAAAUGAAAUUCAUGCUGUUGGGAUAUUGUUCUAAUUUAGUUUAUUGCCCAUAUUAAUUAGUGCACAUGGAAAAAACAAAAGGUGAACUUCAGCAGCCAAGCAAUGAAUACAAACCUCCUGUCAUCGAGUUACAAGGUAUUAUUUCCUUUGUCUCCUAGCCCUGAUUAUUGGAAUCAAUCAACCUAGGUUAAAAAUUAUUCACCUGAAUGUAAUUUUGACCUGUAACAUUCACAUGUAUACCAGUAUUACAAACAGGGCUUGUGAAAAACUUGAAUCCAAGCUUGUCCUUUUACGAAGCUGCUCAUAUAUUGUGCUUGCCCAAGGCCACUUCUUGCUAAUCUUAGUUAAUGAUUUUGUGAGAGGAUGACUUACCUGGACCCUUGGCUAGUAAGCUGUAAAAGUUACUUACCAACCAAGAAAAUCUACUCGAUGUGGACUACUGGAUGAGACUUUUUUUCAGCCCUGACAAAUUAUGCAUGUAAACCGAUAGUCCUAAACCACUACUGGAAUUCCCAACAUGUUUGAUGUUCUGAAUAGGUGAAGGCCAGACUUUUAUCACAAGAAAAGCUUGUAUGCUGUAAACUUCUGAUUAUAAACCCCCCACCUCAUUUACAUGUAUGGGCCUAUCUAUCUGUAAACAAGAAAAUACAUCUGAUUAUAAGCUUAUAAGCUUUUUUUAGUCUGGUUAUGAGCCUCCCCCCCAACCCCUAAUGAUAUUGUAUAAGCUCACGGUAUAGUUGUAGUGCUUGUGGUUAGUGUCAGUGGUUAAAAUAUGGCUGUGGUGGGUGCUAAGGAAAUCAGGAGGUGGCAAACAUAAAAAAAUAAUGACCAUAAAAAUUGUAGAGGCCUGCGCAGUGGAAAGGACUACAUAUAUUUGCUGUAUACUAAACACCCUCUUUUACUCCCACUUCCCCCCACUUCCCACUCCCAUACAACUAAAACCCUUUCCUAAUGUCUGGUUAUAACUGAGGCUGGUAAAAUUUUCAGUGGGGUAGGGGGUUGGGGAGCAAGAAAGGUUGCCAAAAGCCACUGAGGAUUAUGUGUCUAUUACAACUGAUACAUGAUUUAAAAGUUUGGUAUCCCUGUUGUGAAUUUAGAUUAAGUGAUUAUACAGUGCUUAUUGUGAUUUUUGCUCAGUGGUUAGUGUUGCCUGUGGCAGUGCAAGUUUGUUAUUUUGAAUGUCUAUUCCACUGUUUAUCUUUCUGAGUGUAAAGGCUAACCAUAAAAUCUUGUUGUUGAUGUUUUAGCUUUUAGAGAGCAAUGAGCUUUGUUACAUGCACUGUGUAUUCUUCUUGUGUCACUUUCUAAGUCUUUUUUUUACCAUGUUUAUUUUGUUUACCUCUGUGGUUGGUCAGCUCCAUGGCAAACAGCCAGUUUGUGUAAUAUUAAGAGCUAAGAGCUUUACAUGUCUGCUCCUCCAUGGGUUUUAAACUUAGCUCCCAUCAACAACAAAGCGCUCAAAUGCAGCAAAAUUUACUACAAAACAAUAUCCAGUUUUUCUGGUUUGUUUAUUUACCAGGUAACCAAAUCUCAGCUGUUAGUCUCAAUUAUUAGAAUUUGAAGUGUUAAUCUCAUUUUAUUCUCCUCUUUCUAGAACUGUUUUGUCAUCUAUUAAAUCGAUUAUAGUAGUUUUUUUGUACAUUGUGCAUUUUAAAGUGCUGUGUUGUUGAAACUCUAAACUUAUUUUUCAACUUAAAAAUGUAAAACAGAUACUCUGCUAUCAUUUUUGUUAUUUCACUUCACAAGCCUAACAUAAUGUAACAGUAAUUAUAAAAAUCUUCUUUGAGUUAUUCGAGUGGCUGCAAACAACUUUCAAUAAUAUUUAUCUCUGAGAUUCAGUACCUGUUAGAUGUAGAUGUAUUUUUUGCUGUUUUAUGGAAUGGUUAGCAACUGUUGGUUUUCUCAAGUGUAAUUGGUGUUAUUUUUAGUUGAAAUCAUUAAUAUGCAUUAUACAGGUAACAGAAAAUUAGCAUAAACAUGGCAGGUUGAACAGGUACUUCAAAGUGGGGUUAAAAUGACAAGAUCUCCGCAGUUUAUUCAUACAUUACACAAGCUGGGCUCUCUGUUUAAAUUAAAUUCCUUGUAAAUGAAUAUGAAAUUGGCUGGAUUUCAAGACUCAAAUAAGAAAUUAUUAUACUGUAAUUACAUGCAUGGGCAUAAAAAUAUUUAAGUAUACCUACGGUGUAUCUUCACCAAGUAGUGGGACAACUGUAUUAAGUGUAAUUUUUUUACCAUAAGUCUUUAUUGAGUUCUAAAGUGAUGUCAUGAAAAUUAAAUUUUUGGAAUUUUGGGAUUUGUUGGGAUAUUUUGAAAGAACAACAUCUGAAAGGCCUACUUGUCAAAAACUAACAUCGUGGGGCAAAUUGUCUCAGAGAUACUAGUCCCGUUUUGCUCUCAGACUGAUGACUCUAUACAAAUCCUUCUAAAUUUGACUCGGUUUGUAAUGUUAUGAACUGAGUCAAUUUUAGAAGGAUUUGUAUGGAGUCAUCAGAGCAUAAUGCAGCUAUCAAAGUAAACCCCGUGGGGGGGGGGGGGGGGGGGGGGGCAAGGGGGGGGGGUUUGACAAAUUUUAAAAUUUUUUGAUAAAAUUCCCCAGGGUGGGAAACGAAAGGUCAAUCAAAAGUGUCAAAAAAGCCCCCACCCCGGGGAAAAAAUCUAAAAUCUAAAAUCUAAAAGAACAUUUCAUAAGUACGUUCUUACUACUUUUAUUUAAGGUUUACGUAAGUUCCGUUAAAUUACUUGCUGUAAUUAAGUAUUUUUUCUCUCCACUAGCAUCUCUUAUUUCGAACAACAUAAUCGCUCCAGGAAGAUUGACCGUGCUAUCAUAUUAAUGAAACGUAAAAUGCUUUAUAACAUCUGCUCAACAUGUGGGAACAGGUCUGAUCAGUGCCCCUUAAAAAAUCCUCUGACUUUCAUGGUAAAAUUCAAUUUCAAUCGAGAUUUACAAUCAGAUGGGAACUUGAAGAUAAAAACUUUUUCAAAAUAGACAUUAUCUGUUUAGAUGACAGUGUAAAGUAUCGGAUUAUGGCGAUUAAAACAAAUGAAAACUUCAUACCUUUCUCCAAGAGCGUGACUUUCAGAAAGCCUCGAGGGACGGACUUGGUAACUGCUUCUGAAUUGAUACCAGGCUUACAUACAUACAUACUUUAUUGGCUCGUCCCCACUGGGCUUUUCAGAGUCAAUUUUACAUUACAAAAUUAUAAACCAAGUACAUGACAAUAAGAAUAUAACAAUGAUAAAAGAAGACAAAGGUCAAUCAAAUUAAUUAAAUUAAUUAAAUAAAGCAGUCAUUAAGAAGCUUUUGCCUGAGUAAACACUUGAAUUCCGUCACGGAUGGGCUAAGUUUGAACGCAGGCUGCAACUCAUUCCAGAGAGAGGUUGCUCUAUAUUGAAAGGUCCUUUGGCCGCUGGCAGUGCGGAAGAGUGGUAUGUUCAAAAGUUGAGAAUUUCUCAUAUUCCUUGUCGAGACUGUGGAUCUUCCAACGAGCUUUGAUGUCAAAUACUCCGGAGCACAACUCGUCAUGCACUUAAAAACCAGAACAGCAAAACGAAAAUAAAGUUGUUGCCCUUUGGUAGCCAGCGCAAGGCUUCUAUCGGUCAAAGUCAAAUGUCCUGACCCCGGGGUCGCUUCAUGAUCAAAAGCCCAACAUGGGGAUAGUCUCAGGCAUCAAAUCCCCUCCCCUUGCCCGCAUCCCCCCCUUCCCCCACGGGAUUUACAUUGAUAGGUGCAUAACUAGGCAAAUAUCUCAAAGACAAAUUGCCCUGGAAUGCUAAUUUUUGGCAAGUAGGAUGUUAAUCUUCCUUUCCUUUUGGAUGUUGUUCUUUCUUAAUACCCUGGAAAAUCCUGUAAUAAAGUUUCACAAAUUUCAUUUUUUAUGAUGCAACACUUUAGAACAGUCUCUAUGGUUACUACCAGAUUCAAUGUAAGGGUAUACUAGCAGAUCACUUGCAUCGACUACCAGCAAAUAUGAAUGAUCUUAAGAUACCUUUUCAAUAAAUAAGAGACUACUGCCCUUUAGCAGUUUCUUUCUUGUAUUAAAGAGAAAGCCAUUCUCCAAAAAAAAUGCUAUUUGUUCAUUGUCAGGUCUGUGUAUGUUUUUCACAUGGCAUGGCACUAAAAUUAGUUUAUUGAUCACAAGUACGCUUCAAAUUUCACUAUACUAUAGUGGCAACUUCAAACACAAGCAUUUAUGAAAUAUGUGGUUACACAUAAUUGAGUUUGUAUAAUCUUGAAUCUGACACAAGGUACAAAGCUGAUUUCAUUGAGAAAGACUUGUUAAAGCAGUAAAUUAUAUUUAAUAUCUAAAUGUUUUGUAGAGAUGCAACAAGAAACUAAUUGCUGGGUUGUAAAAUGAAAACAUCAGCAAGCCUCUAUGUCAUUUGGUUCUGUGCUGUAGAAAAAGGCCACAAAUUUUGCUCAAGGACUUUUUUUUGUAUUUGUAUAUAUCUUUUUUAAGUCUUUACAUCACAACCAGAUGUUUGUAAGUGUAAAAAAAAAAAUUGAAAAAAUUGUAAAUUGUAAUUUGUUUACCCAUGGAGCACAAAGGAGUUCAUAAAAACUCGUUGAAACAUGUCCGUGCAUUCAGAUCAAAUUGGAAUUUGGAAGUGUUGGUUUUUAAGGAGAGGGGAAAACCGGAGUACCCGGAGAAAAACCUCUCGGAGCAAGGGAGAGAACCAACAACAAACUCAACCCACAUAUGGCUUGGAAGCCAGGAUUCGAACCCGGGCCACAUUGGUGGGAGGUGAGCGCUCUCACCACUGCACCACCCUUGCCCUAUGAGCCCUUUGUAAGCCCUUUGCAGUCACAUGUCGUGCUAAAUACAUAAAGCUUGGGUUCCAAGUUAGAUAAUACAAGAGGCAAAAAGAGCAUGGGCAAAUUAGUGAUAAAGAAGUGAUUGACUCAUAAAACCAAGCUUUAAUGGUUGUUGGAAUGUCUGCAAACAAAAAAGGUUUGCAUGAGCAAAGUUAGUGGACUGCAAGGGGUGCAGUCAAGCAUAAUUUUCCAAUGUUACUUUGGUAUUUUUUUCCUUCUUUCAAAGGACCAUAUAUCAAAGUGUUAAGAGUUUAAAAGCUAAAAGUUGGCAGACCCACUAUUAUUUUGUUUUGUGCUCUUUUAAACUCUGGUAUAUUUACGGCUUUAUCUUAUAAUUAACGCACGAGAUAGGUCACAUGACCACCAGCUGCAAGGGACCUACUUCACGGCUGCUGUUAAGUUUUGGAGAGCCAUAGCUAAUGAAGAUUCACCUGUAACAUCACACAAAAAAUUAUAGUGUUAUUUUAAGCUUUCCUAUUUGAUGAGUUGUAACAUACAGUGAGCUUAGUCAUAACAGGUGUUAUGUGGGUAUUAGUGGUUAUUAUCCUGUCUUGUGCUAUCCAUGAGAAGACCUUUACAUUUUACUUACUAAAAUUACUAAAAUUAAUGUGUUGAAACUGCAUUUCAAUGUCAUUCUUGCAGAGGAAACAGUUAUUGAGGCUGUGGAUGUUAGUAGAACAAGGGUAUUAGAAACAUCUCCAGACAGUUUUGAAGGUAAGUGUCACAUAUCGGUAUCGGUAAUUAACUGGUGAAGACAAACCAUUCAGGAAAUGUAUGAACAUCUUUUAAGGUCACAAAACAAAGUGCACCAGUUCUCACACACUGAAUACGAUUUGUCUGCCAAAUGACAAUGUGAGAACACUUUAUUCACUGAAAAACUGUCAACCAUAACAAAGGAAAAAUUAAGAGAAAAAACCCUGCUUAGCCUAAUAGACUGCUGUCAAACCAACACUUUUAACUGACAAAGGACAAGAUAGUGGGAAAAGCUGUAGUGAUGAAUGGCAAGAAACAAUGAAAACCAAUACUCUGCCUCGUGCUUAAGUCCCAUUUAGUGUGAGAUAACUUUCUAAAUCUUUUUUUGCCCCUUUCGCAAGCUCAGCCAGCAAGAAAAACAUUUCUAUUUCAGUUUGCUCUUGGAGGGUGAUCAUUUUGUAAGAGCUAACAGAAAGAGCAGCUCAUUAAACACAAUGGCUGAGUUCGUGUUUGUGAUGUACGUAAUGGUAAGUUGGUUAGCUGGUGUAAAGGUUUGAAGUCAGAUAUGUUUAAGUGCUCUCUUCUUCUCUCUAGACAAUUCAAGACCUUUGGAAAAUUCAGAGGAUAGUAACAAUUCAAAUACAGAUGAUGUGAAAAUUUUACAAGGUUUGCCAUUUUAUUUACAGUCUAUCCAAUUAUUUUUUUGUUUGUUUUUUCUUUCAUCAAAUACUAAAGACUUUUCCUAAAAUGGCUUUUUCACUAGUUCAAGUUGAGAAACUUCAAGGUGAAGUCGGAGAAAAAGAGAAAAUUCUCAAGUCACUCCUAGGUAAGUUUUAAAUCUUUGUGUUAUUAUAUGUACAUGUAUAGGUGCACGAAAGAAUUAUUCUUUCAGUUUAUGGUUAUGGUUGGUUGACGAAACAAGUUCAGAACCUCUUGCUGCACUUCUGACUACCUUUAGCUUGUACAAGAGUAAUAUUAUUACUUAUCACUUACAAUGUUUCAACAGAGCAAAUAGAAGAAACGAGGUCUUUGCAUAAAGAAAGUGAAAAUGAAGUGCUGCGUUUGAAAGGUAUACCAGUACAUUAAUCAGAUAGCUUCAAAUUAUUAAUAAUAUUGUUAUUAUGAGUGACUCCAGGGGCUUCAAGUCUGUAAUCAUAUCAUUGAUAUGAAGACUGCAGAGUAGGACAUGGCUGUAGUCAUUGACAGGUCUGACUUGUUUAUCACGGUCGGUAUGAUUACAGACAGAAUUUGACUGUUAGCUUGCCAAUAAGCAUUGUAUCAGUUAAAAGGGUGGUACAUUUAGUUUAUUAUUAUCACUUAAAGAAAGAAAGGAAUCCAUUGAAAAAUCCUCUUUUGCUGUGCGUAUGAUAAUGUGUACUGUCCAAUGAUAUCAUUGUAAAGGCAUGAUGCAUUUUGUCUGAUUUAGUUAUCUAAUCAGGACUAUUGUUAGCCAAUCUGUUUCAAGAUUUUUAGAACUACAGUGGAUCAAACUCAUUGGAUUGAAUAAUUUCGAUGCAGUUUGCCCGUCAAAUAAAAUUGGAUUUACAAAAGAAAUUGAAUCAAAUAAAAUCUAACGUUCAAUUUCAUAACUCCUAACUCCCAUUUCCUAAAUGAAAGAUUUUGAUAAGUAGGUAGAAUGUUCUCUGUAGUGUCAAAACAUGUAGUGGUUUUGCAAACUGUAAUGCUUCUCUUUCAUUUCGAACUUCCCAAGUUACAAAAUACUCUUCUAAAAGGUUAACUCAUCAUUUAUUUUCUUUCUUUUGCUCACAUAGAACAACUAGAGAAGUCUGCAACGACCACUCAGGAGGACAAGGAAAAGAUCCAGUCACUUGAGGGUAACAGAUAACAUUAAAUGUUUCUUACUUGUUCAUGGUGAUUGCACCCUUCAUCCAUGUUAUAAAUCAACAAUGAAAUUACAUCUUCCUGGAUAGAUUGUCAAGCAAGCAGAAGUCCAUGCCAAUUUUGCCUCCAGGCCCUGGUUGCUCAAAACGUGGAUAACACUCUCCACGGGAUAAAUCUCUAUUCAGUGGAUAGCGCAGUUAUUGGUUUUCCUAAUACUUAUCCACUGGAUAGUGAUUUAUCUCUUGCAUAGCGCUAUCCAGCUUUUGAACAACUGGGACCAGAUAUAUAUGCACUUGGAAGCAGGUUGUUUGGUUGAUACAGGGUUAAGUGCCUGUUGAGUGGGUAACCUGUGGUGUCAUUACCUUGAUCUUAAGUGGGGUCCCUGUGUUUUUUGUUUUAAAGAUGAUUUUACAGUGACUUGUUAUUAAUUUAUUAUGAUUUCAGAGCAAGUGAUGGAGUACCACCUACAAGCCAUUGAUGAGUUGUCCAUUCCAGAUGAGAAUAGUUUGGAUAGUGUUGAGCACAUGGAUGCUGUUACAUCAGCAAUAACAAGUAAUGCUGUAGCUUAGAAUUCCAACCUUUUCCUUUCAUUAUUUUUGUUACGGUUUUGAAGACAUGUAAGAGACUGUAGAAUAAUACUUGCUAAAAUUUAGUCUGAUCACAGUUGAACCAUUCCUUUCAUUUGUGUCCAACGAUCUAACCAAGCUACUACCCAGGUCAUGUAGCAGCUGCUUGGAAGAGAAGUCACCAAUGAUGUGUUUCCCUGACCCCAAACAAUACUAAAACAAUUGGAAGAAUGACAUGUCAUUGUUUCCUGCGACCAAUUAGGAGAGACCUUACAAGCAGCUCCUACUCUACCCUACUAACUAAGUGGUCAAAGCAGGUGACUUAGAUAUUUGGUCAGUGCUGUUUCUUAUGAUCAUGGAACACAAGAGCAGUGUCUAUCAUUUCGCAAGCUGAAGAUCAUUCUACUUUUUUAAUUUAUCUACAGAUCAUGAAGAGGACCAUAUCAUUGACAAGUUGGAGGUUAAAAACUUCUUUGAAGAGUUGGACCUUGUUAGAAGACUCCAUGGUAAGAAAAUUAAUACGGUAAACGUUAUACACUAUACGCUGUGCACUUUACACUGUAAUUUAUUAUUUUACCCUAUACACUAUACCACUCACAUACUCAUAGCUAUCAUGCUUUUCCUCUCUAGAAAAUAAGAACCUGUUUAGGCAAACUUUAUCCUGAAAACUAUAGACUCGGUAUAUAUGCUAUAUGCUAUACACUACACCAUGCUAUACACGAUACACUGUACAUACUGUAUGUUUGCCUUAUUCAUAAAAAAAUGCAGAACGUCUGUAUCCCUCACUAGUAAAGUUUAUCUAAUUUUGAUGCGCUAAGUGAUUUAUUUUCAAAGCUUGCAUAUUGUUAAAUAAACAUGUUCAUUUUUGCUCAGAUCGCAUCUGUGAAGUGAAGACCAUGGCUGAAGAACGACACUUAAUGAUGAUCAGCUGGUCAGGUGAGAUCAAACUUUCCAUUUCUCCCAACUUUGCCAUCAGCCCUUCAAGCCCUAUAUCCACAUACACAUUCACAUGACUAAUCUCCAUGCUUUUUCUCAACCCUCUCAUUCCCAAAAGUCACCAAAGUGAAAACUAGACAAAAUUUCCAAAUUUCAUUUUGUAAUUACUGAAAAAAUGAAUAGUAGUACCUAACGUGCAAAGAAAGUAGUGUCCGGUAGCCCGGGGCUAGUGGAUUUUGCUAUCGGGCUAUACUGGUGAAUUCUGUUCUUUACUUGCCCGACGGGCAAGUGAUGUGUCUUGAGGAAUUCUGCUCGUCAAAAAGCUUUUGGGGCUAGUUGAAAUGACGUCUGGGCUAGUAAAUGCUAGCUUCAGCUUGCCCGAAUGGCAAGCUGUAAAAUUGAUUUUCUUUGCACCCUGAGUACCAGAUGAAAGUGCUCGCAAAGAGGUUAAAUUUGAAUGGUCACACUUCAGCAUUUUGACCACAGACCGUCAAAACUUAGAAGCACUUUUCAAGACUCCAUCUUUUUUCACAAGGGAGGGUAGCGGUUAAAGUAUUUGGUACAGAUCAAAGCAUUAUCCCUUAGGUCCCCAUUUUUCAAUAGAAAUUCUCAUAGCCUUUCCUCUUGAUUAUCUAUUGUUAUUGUUGGGAGAAAUUUGAUGUUGAUCACUCUUGAAACUUAAAGGGUUAACUACAGUGUGAGGUCUCAUGUGCAUCCUGCAUACUGUUAUACAGUGAAACUUGUGUUAGUCGGACACCCACUGGUGUCAUGUGCAGUGUCAAAGUGUCCUUUGCAGUGAUAAUUACGAUAGUAAUGUUAAGGUAGUUAGUUAGUUAGCUUGGUCAAGCGUCGGUUCGGAUGAUAUGCAUUCUUCCCUACCAAUCAUCUAUGUCCAGCGUCGCUGUCCUGAGUUCUCUGUUUAGAGAGCUUUAGAUUCCAAGACGAGGACGUCUACGAGAAAGAGAUUUUCCCAAUACUAAGUAGUGCACGCGCGCGAACCAGCGUCAUUUUGGCGGGAAAAUGUGGUAGCCGUCGUCAUUUUACUACGAGUUUUAGCGAGAAGUUUUCAGAUGUUAGGACUUUUAUCAUUUAACGAUCGGGAGAGAGCUUCACGUAGCCUCCCUCAACGGAAAUAAGCGUACUAACUUUUUUUUUUUUUUGGGGGGGCAGGGAAAUUACACUGAAGUAUUCCGGGGUGUCUAUUUUUAGAGAACAGGCGAGAAAACAAAAUUGAAGUGUUUUCAUGUUGUUUAACAGUCGUGAGAAAUUUAACUUUUUGUUCUUCUUUUGUUCUAGCUGAUGAAGAUGACGAUGAAAUUGUUGCCAAUGGCAACGUGAAAUUGCCGGUGCAAAAGGCAGAGAGCCCUCGUUCAGUCAGCCCAGUUCGUAAGUAAAAAAAAUUGUUUCAAAAGAUGCCAUCUCAGUGCGCAAGCUCUUGUAACAGCACCUGAUUUAUAUUCCUUUAUCAUUUGAAAGCUGUAGAAUUGAUAGUGUCACCGAAAUGGGACAAAGAAAAAAUAUGAGGGGCUUUUCGUUUCUUUUGCAGACCAAGCCCGCAACGCGAAGCAGUUAUUGCAGGACAGUUUACAUAAUGUGCAAGACAUCAAAGGUAACCGUAAGAUUCUUCACUUGUCAGUCUUUAAAGUGAUAAAUUCUAGAAUUGAUGUGGCCUGCUAGUAAGUGCUCUAUUUCGCCAGGAGAGUGGCUCGGUGGUAAGGGAAGCGAACCGCGCGGGAACGCGUGAGCGAGGGUGGGAGGAAAAGGUGUGCUCUCCUUUCUUUCCCCCUUCCCUCUCCCUCGCGUUUCCUCUCGCUUGCCGCUCGCGUGUGACUUCUCACCAUGUUCCCACUCUCAUUCAAGUCCGCAGAGGCCUCUUUGUGUGGUAGGGAGACUGGGGAGAGGGAGAAAUGAAAGCGCAGGGGAGGGGCGAUGGGGCUUUUUCCAGUUUCAGUUGAUUUAUUUGCCAGAAAAAAUAUAUUUAUACAGUUAUUCAAUAUAUUACAGAAAAUAAUGGUUAGAUAUUAAAAAUGACGUAAAUUUCAUAAGUGGACGAAUCAGAGGUGAGGAAGCUUAAAUUAAAACCGUGGGUGCUUAUUACAUGAGUUCCCUCCCUAACCUAAGGCUAUAAAUAUAAUCAAUAAGCGGCGAAAUCACUUUGAAAUAUAUUUAGGAUAAAAAGCUGGUAAAACACUUGUAAAUAAUACUUUAUUUAUGCUGCCUUUUCGCUUUUAGUAUGUUUUGUUGCGUAAGCUCCCUGAUGUGAACGGGCGAAGGUCUAAAGAGAUCAUUUAAAUGGCCAUAUCGGGCAGGGUACAUGCUUCCUUUACGAAUACUUUUGGCUUUAUUUUUUCAGGAGAAUUCAUUGAAAUCGGUAGAAUCAUCGAUAGCGAACACGAGGAGUCGAAGCACGUACAAGGUUAGAAGAAAAUUCUUGUUCUGUCUCUUUCACCCAAAGUUAGAAAUAAUCCAAACCGUGACGACGCCAACAAUAUACCGCGGAAUAUAUUUUUGGCUUAUUCGUUAAUUUUGCCGUGGUGUGGAUGAUGUCGAUCCUUUGUAUUACGUCAUUUGACGACACUUCAUCCGUACCUUUUUCAAUAUAUUUCAAGAUCAAAACCAAUUUUCUCGUAACGGUAUCUAGACAUACUUAAGAGAAAAAGUUAUGAGAAUCAAUCAAAUGAUCACUUAAAAAAUGCUGUGAUCUUUUAACAAAAUCUCUGAACUUAUUUCUUGAGAAAUGUUUGGAGGAGAGUUUGGAGAAUUUGCAUGUGGAUAUUGAGGCUUGCUAAGGGUUACAUGAAAUCUAUGAAAAUGAUGAUCCUUGAAAAUCGUGAAAGUUAAUCGCAGAGCAUUUUACAAAAACGUUAAUUUGAAAAAUAAAUCUUUUAGAUUUCGUGAUUCACGGUAAUUUAGUUGUGGUUUUAUUACGAAGAGUUUUUUAAAUACAACUCACCAAAUCAGUCUCUUGACAUCCUAAAUUUCUAAUUUCCUUACAAAAUUAUUUCCGGUAUUAAAAAGGGGCUUUGUGUGUCAAUAUACGGUUCGAUUUAAAUCAUCCACGAAACCUUUAUUAAACCGUCAACCCAACCGUGUCAGUGUCUCUUCCCUUAAUCAUUCUCUUAGCAAUUUUGUACUUUUAGAGGAAACAUUUGUUUGAAAAAUGUUGUCAAAUGACAUUUUCGUUUUUUGCUGAGCUUUUGGCGAUUAUUUUGAUGAUAAAAACUAGUGAUCCAAACGAGAAAAUUUGCAUUCAUUACUCGAUGUUUUCCAUCGAAAGAUUAUCCUGCGCAAAUUAUUUCAUCACUCGUCUUUUUGUUGCUUACUAUCACCUCAAUAAAUUUAUGGCUUUUAACGAUAAGGUUAUUUACACGAAAAAGUUCUAUCCUUGAACAAGAUGUAAGAUUAUAUUAAGGCACUUAUAUUUGUAACUAUUGUAAAUUCUUACCCGUUGUUUCGUCAGCCAAAACCGUGACAAUUUGUAUUGUUGUGUUCGUAAACUGUGACAAUAUCCUUUAUGAUUUAUGUUAUAAGUCGGGUGAUCAAGAUUCUUUCUUAUUUCUGACUUUGUUGCCGAAAAUGUUGCUUCACGCAGUAUUAAGUAAGAAAAACUUAAGUAUCUGGAAUUACGUUAUCAAGGUUGUUGGCUGAAUGAAAUCCUUAAGUGCUGCAAAUCUCUUAAGAGCUGUUAAUCAGUUCUUGUACAGUGCUUUUUACUAUGCUUUGCUGGAUGAAAUCCUAAAGUGUGAGCAUUCAAAUGAAAGCUACUGAGCAGUACUUUCCUGUGGUACUGUUUAUUAUGCUGUACGAGGUGGAUCUCACGUUUGAGUCUGUAGGUCUCGUUAAGAGAUGAUGUGGGCUUUUUUGAUGUGCAAACAUUUUCGACUUCGAAACAACAUCAUUUCAUUGUUGCAGGGACGAUUACGCUUAGAAAAAGUAAAAAUAAAUUGUUGAUUGCAUUUUUUGCAGGACAACUAAACGAUACUCAACAAGAGCUCAAAGAAAACAACGAACUUGUUGUGGAGCUUCAAGGUAAUGUCAUAGAUGAUGGUUGUUAUUGCAUGUAUUCAGCAAGUUGCCAUGUGGAUUAAAUAUCGUCCGGGCAAUUAACACUAAAGAGGUGAAAAAUGUUGAUUUUGUUAUCAACAAGUAAACUUGGUGAUUUUAAGACUGUAAAAUAUAAAUUGCUGACGUUGUGUUGUGAUUUAGUUUAUGUCGUUAUUGUGUCGUAAAGCUCCCAGAAAGAGAAUUGAGUAAUUUUUAUCCACCCCUCUCCCUCCCUGGUCUUUGUCAUCCCCUUACCUUCCCCUCCCUCAGUGUGGAAGGUUGAUUGAGGGUUGUCGUUUUACUUUCCUGUGACCUUGGGUAAAAACGAGAACUGAGCAGAAAUUGAUUCAGUGACUGUCAAUUCUAACAUUUAUUAGUUACUUUUCUUAUCAGAGUAGUUACUUUGUAAUUAUCAAAUUUAGCACUCAAAUCUAAUGGACAUGAUUUAUUUUUGUUUUGUAACUGCACUCCAGACAUGAACAUUUUUAACGGAACUUCACACUGUUAUUUUUAUUUAUGUAAUUUCAGAGGAGCUGAAAAAUGCGCAGAACUAUACUAAAGACUUCAAACAGCAAAUUUUAGACUUAAGAGGUACAUUAUAUCCAUCAUCACCAUCUCACCUUUGUGUUGAAUACCGUAAAAACUCGUGACUAAGAACCUGUUAGGCUAAAAUUUGUCAGUUAGGCCCCCUCUAUACAAGAACCCGUUUAGCGUAAAAUUUGAAACAGGUCCUUAUUUUGUAAACUGCAUAAAAAAAAAUUCUGUACACUUGGGCAAAUAAGAUAAGUCAACAUUCAGAAUCUUCUUUGGAGACGUAAGGUGUCUUAUCACUCCAACUGCAAGUUAGUGGUAUGCAGAUUGUAUAUAAGGAAUAAGCUGAAUAUGCUACUAAAUAGUCUUAGCUUCAAUGUAUUUUUUUUUCUUCAGAAAAUAAGAACCUACAUAGCCUAAAUUUGUGCUUAUUACCAUUUAUAUAAGAACCUGUUUAGGCUAACUUGGAAAAAUGCAGGUUUUUUAGUCACGGGCUGUCACUGUAUUGCACACGUUUUGCACAACGUAAAUAGCAAAUGCACAUCAUCCUUUAAUUUUAGCUGCAUUUUUUUUUAUUGCUUUGUUAAGGAUAAAAUUCAAAUACAGUACACCUUACCACUCUAGAGCGUCGGUCUAAUGACCUUCACUCCCAGAAGUGCAAAAAAAGCAAAACUGAAGAACAGUUCCGCUUAGCCGCGUUAAUUCUUUGUAGACUCUCCCCGCAAGUUUGAAUUUCGGCUUGUAGUGGAGUCUAACAGUUGUGAGUGUGUUAAACUCGGGGAUUGCAAUUCAUGUCCCUUCUUCUCCCAUGAUAAAAAGCGUAUGGCUCUUGCGAAGUUUGCUGGACUAAUUACCCUCGUCGGCGUUCUUGUUUUUCCCACCUCCUUUUAUCGACUUAUAUUCUCCUUUUUCAUUUCCUUUCGUUUCGUUUUGUUUCGUUUUUUAGUUUUAUUGCACUUUUUUUAGUUAUGGCAUGAAAACAUGUUUCUGGACUUUGCUUGAUUCUACAGAUAGGUUACUUGAAGAACAAGAAUUAACGAGAAAAAAAGAGGAAUUCAUCGCUCAGUUGAAAAGUAAGUUCCGUCUGGUCUUCGAAAUUUUAAAAAAGGAUUUAAGCUGUCGUUGACCUUUGUAGUGAUUCAACCAUAAUUGUAUCGGAGUCGUUAUGUAACCUUUCUGAACCCUGGUUUUGUAGGAAAGAGCUCCACUAGAGAAAAGCGUAAUUUCAUGCGUUUAUUUCGGGCAGGCUAAACACGCGAGGGCGUAGAAAAUCACCCCUCACGACGAAGUGUUACUCUUCUGACCGCGCGUCGCGUCUUCUCGGAGGAGUCGAUUUUCCACGAGCUAAGAGAGUUCUGGAAGUCUUCUCAACCAAUCAAGAGCAAAGCCAAAACUCUGUAACUUUUUUGAUGCAUUGUCCCGCGCUGUAGACACCAGCUACGCGUAUUGUAGCCUGCGUAGCAUGGCGGUUUUGUCGGACGAACUACUGAGUGGCGUAGCCGCAAAGGCGCGCGCGAACGAGCGGCGAAGCCCUCAUCUGCCUUUAUUACUUUGCGCGCCCAACCGAAAAACCGCCGUGCUACGCAGGCUACGCGUAUUGACUAUGAAUUCUGAUUGGUCCGUCAGGUUGUUUAUAGCUUUCGUGAUUGGCCAGUGUUGUAAACAACCUCGUUUCCAGGGUAUCUCUUCUUCCUGUCCCUUGGAGCGAAGUUGCGUCAUUUACUUUGUAUUUCUUUUACUGGCACUCGGUAGAGAACCACUCUAACUUGGUGAUUAUUUUUGCAGGAGAAUUCAAUGAAUUGGUUCGAGAAAAAGACCUGCUCUCUCUGGAGAGAAAGUGCGAACAUCACGCCACCGAAACGGCUAUAAAUAACGCCCGGGAAAUGCAGAAACAAGCCGCUAAAAGUGCGAAGGAUGCCGGAAAAAAUAAAGGUAUAUUUUUCAUUGAAAGUUGUAAGCUGGACUCGAAGCAAGAGAGAAGGGAAGAUCGUUGGGACGGGAGGGGAAGUUUGAUGAAGAACAUGACGAAUGGAGAUGUUUCAAUAUUGCCGGCCCUUCGUGUAUCCUGUUAGACAUCGCAGGAAAAUAACCGGGUUUUGUCAUAAACGCCUUAUUUUAAUACGAAUAAGUCGACCAAAAAGUGAGCAAAUUUAUCUCCAGUACCAGUUAACUACCUCAAAUUAUUGCCUCCACAGUAGUGCAUUGUGUCAUGGUAUUGUUGUUUUUUCUAUUACAGUGGAGCUCAACGCAGUUACAGAAGACAAUAAGGUCUUAAAACAGAGGAUACAGAUCUUAGAAAGCGAGCUGAAAAAGUGAGUCCGAGAAACCUUGCAUUUUUCUUAACAUCACCCUUAAGUGCGCCAAGUUACAUCCAUAGUUUCAAUUGUGUUAUGUUGCUAAAAUGAGACUUGUUGCUUUUGGGCUUUAUUUCUGAGAAUCCGUUUUGAUACAGCUUAGCUUUUUCGUACCCAUCCCGCUUAACGCUUUUCUGUUGAAAAAAAAUUACCUAGGACUUGACAUACGAAGACCUUGUUUCUCCCUGUCCGUUAUUUGUUCUCUUCUGCUUUUGUUGUUGGUGAUGAUGCCGUCGUUGAUGUAAAGAAUAGCUUUAUUUAUGGUUAUUUCACUAAUUUUUUUCGUUCUGUUUUUCCCCGUUCAGAUAUCGCAGGGAAAACAACCGUUUAACCUCUGAUCAAACUCGGCUUCAGGCCACCUACCGGGAAAUGGAAAACCAGAGCAAAAUUUUAAGUGAAAAGAUCGCCCGACAACAGGUUUGUAGAUGCUGCAAAACUCGCUCAUCAUUCGCCAUCGUAGUUUUGUGCAGUGUACUAGCUUGUGUUGUUUUUGUGUCGCAGACAACGUUGCAAGGCAAAAUCGAAAGAGAAAUAACUGAGAAAAAACUCACAGAAGAUCAGGUAAACAACCAACAAAGCUACAACUGGAUUUUUCCUAACACGCUAACAGUGUUAAAAUGUUUUAACUGGUUUUCUAACGAAUGUGUCUGUCGCUUUCAGCCGCAAAGUGUUUUUCCCGCCCUGUACAUUUUACGUACGUCUUCCAACCCCACAUUCUUCUCGCCCAUUUAAAGUGAAUCCUGCCAAAAUUCACCGGUUAUCGAAUCCAGAUUUCUCGGCCAUAGGCUGCUAACAACCUUUUGCUCGUAAGAAAUAAAACUUUUUCCCUUUCUUGUAAUUCAGGCUAGUGCACUCGAAGAAAGACUCCAAGAAACGGAAACUAAACUAAAGAAGUCUCGAGAGGAAGCACAAGAUAAAAUUCAACAACUCAAUGAUGCUAAUUCUCAGCUGGUGAGUCUCUAAUCUCGUACCCAUAUCUCUUGUUGACGGUCUGAUCUGGUCAAGUAAGAAAAUUCCAAUUUUUUUUUGAUUGGCUACUUAAACUGCCCAUAUUUUUGAGGGAUUGACGUGGGCGAGCUAUGGCGUGUGCAAUUCAUAUUUUGCAAAGUCUCCAGUUUUGUUCAAACAUGGGUUUUCGCUGAAUAAGUAAACUGAAGUAGUUUUCCGUCUCAAUAUAAAAUCUUUUUAUCUUUUCUUUUUAAAUUUUGUCCUUGUGUUAUUAAAAAUAAAAACUUUUGAAAAGGACAUGGCGUAGAAACUGACGCGCACUGUGUUGAGCUUUAAGCGUGCGCUAUGUUAAUUAUAUUUAAACUAACAACCGUGUUGAGUCUUACAAACAAGGACGACAACAACAAUUGGUUGGUUCAUACUUAAGCUGUGCGUAUAACCACCUUAACACGAAACUGCGUAGAAAGUUUAAUCGUGGUUGUCUUGUGGCACACAGGGAUCCCACACUGCAUUUCUGACAGCUUCUUUUGUAUAUUUUCAGUGGAUGUACAUUCUAGCUGGAAUAUUUGGACUAAUAGCCUUCAUAGCCGCAUUUGUGUUUGAUCUUAUUCAACUUCAUCCCGGUGGACGUACAAGUGGUUUGUGGAGUUAACGAACGUUUUUGCGAUGUAGUUAGCAUCACCUUGCACUCGAGAAGCUGACCAGAUGUUUAAUGCCUUACUUAAAGAAGUUGUCCCGAAAAAUCUUAAAAUACCUGUGAAUAUAGCCUUCUCUCCUCUGUCAGGGUGCAAGGAGAGCCUCAUGGGCGGUUCCGGGGGGGGCCGCCUCCACUUUAGACUCGAGAUGGUAACUGGGCCAAGUUAACUUUAGCAAAGACUUCUACUGGGGACAGGGAAGAAGAAAUUGACCAAUAGCUCUUUAGCGCUUUCGCACUCACGAUCCCAGAAUUUUUUUGAAGAAGGCAAUUUCUACUAAAAUUCCCGUAUUUGCACAUUACCAAAGCACGUGUGUAUAAUAUUAUAUAAAUAUUAUACGUGUGUAAAAUAUUAUAGAAUUGUUUACAUGUAACUGAAAAAUUGCCAGACACAUUUUAUAAUACGAAUUAGUUGCGUCAUUGUUGUACUGUUGUUUUCUUUAGAUUGUGUCUUCGUUUUAAGACUUCAUACGCUCUUCCUCCAAAAUCUUUCAUUUUUGCAAAGAAAUUUUUGUCGUUUGCUGACUCUGCGUCACUUUCGUACAGCAUUUGUAACAUUCAAUAUACGCGGUAUGGAGAAGCAGCUGGAACAAAUUCUGCGAGAAUUCACGCGUGGGAAUUACUGCACGCGGGAGGUUCCGCGCGGCUUUGUUCUCAUUCUCGUGUGUGUUACUGCUUUAGAAAAUUGUUGUCUUAGACUCGUUCUGUAUGGUUAGUAUUUUAUCCUAUAAGGGGCGAUUCAAGCAAAGCCUAAUAUUAAUUAAUUUUAUAACGGUUUUGCAUGUUACUGUGAAUGAAGCUUUUAUUGCUAAAUUGAACGUCAGAAGAAAAAAUAUAAAAUAUAAAUCACUUAUCGUUUUCU
Molecule: messenger RNA, 35772 nt
Organism: Porites lobata
Lineage: Eukaryota; Metazoa; Cnidaria; Anthozoa; Scleractinia; Poritidae
Source: the annotation of a GenBank genome assembly